Molecule: messenger RNA, 1257 nt
Organism: Peronospora belbahrii
Lineage: Eukaryota; Oomycota; Peronosporomycetes; Peronosporales; Peronosporaceae
Source: the annotation of a GenBank genome assembly
AUGCGAUCUCCGCUUCAAGUCCUACGUCUAGUUGCACGAUCCCCAUCAGCUCGUUCGAAACAUCGCAAACGUUCAAACUACAUUGCAGUGACGCCACCAUCCAUCAAUUCGUCUUUGCUUCCAUCUUCUCUGUUGCGACCGGUACGGGUCGAUGACCGAGAACUUUUCUGUCGUGCUCGACGAGUACAGCGUUUGCAACAAUUAUCUCGCAGUAGCGACAACCACUCGUCCACAAGCUUAGUCAGUCAAGGAUGGCGGUCGCGAAGACAGAAGAAAGGCUUUGAGCUUUAUACACGCCAAUGUCCGAUAAGUGGCGACACAAACAGCGCACAAUCCCUACCAUUGCUACUUGAUAGCGAGGUCUUGGCAGUGGGAAAUGUUGCGUGCUCAAUCGAUCAGUUGGCACUGCCACUUAGUUCCCCAAGCGAAGGCGACUAUAAUUCGGUGAUGCAUUCACUCUACGGCUCAGACUUUAUCUAUGGAUCACUCGUGCAUAAAGCAACGUUCCGUCGUAGGUCGCACAAGCGAGGUACUGACGCCAUUGACAAGAGAGUGGCCUCCAUUCGACAAGGAGAUGAUCGCAGCAAUCAAUUACUGGUAAAGACUUCUGCCUUUGCGUGCACCUCCAUGUUCGACAAGAAGAACCAGCAAAUGUGUUACGGUGAACUCUUCUCGCCUACACCAAGCGGUGGCUUUAGUAUUUCAACCUUUUCGUUGGCAGGCCAAGAAGUGAUCGCAGGUAAAGUCCGAGUCCCUCUGCGUCGUACAUUACACCAGUUACAUCCGUUUAGCACAUGGUUCUCUGCUGAACCGGCAAGCACUGGGGUACACGUAAUCUUUCGAGCUCGUUUCCACCGUUCGGAGAGCAACGGAUCGUGCCCGCCAAAGGUCAUGAAUGCUCACCUUUGGAAGCUUGUCCAAGGUGUGUGUAAACUAGAAAAACUCGUCGACCGGAGAACGGAGCAUUGUCGCGAGCUGAAAAUCCAGACAAACUAUGUUGCUGCUAGUGGACCCCGGAACUCGCGCUGUAUUGUGUGUACACGCACUCUAAACCAUAUCUUCAUGACGCGAAGCUGUCGACGCUGUGAACUCUGUUCUUACAAUGUAUGUAAUGAAUGUUGUUCGCGACAACAUGUGACCAUUUGCAACCGACAUGUAACCCCGCUUCUUGUUUGCACCCGGUGUCGUGAGCGUCUUGCCCGAGAAGAUUUUGAUAGUCAAUUACGAGCCGUAUACUCUGGUUCUGUAUCGAUCUAG